Messenger RNA from Trichoderma harzianum CBS 226.95, 395 nucleotides. RefSeq lists its product as hypothetical. NCBI's taxonomy places the organism in Eukaryota, Fungi, Ascomycota, Sordariomycetes, Hypocreales, Hypocreaceae. The transcript has a single exon. The annotation marks the transcript as partial. The record is from RefSeq and is a predicted model, not a curated record.
UUAUGCUACCUAUACUUUUAUAUCAAUCAGUACUUUGGUCGUUCUUUAUACUUACUCCCUCGAGCUUUUAUCAACAACAUCGCAUUCAAGACGAAACAUCCAUCAGUCAACAAGUCGUGCAACAAUUAAAAACACUGAAUCAAAGCAAGAGUAACAUCAUUUGCAAGGAGAACAUUCGUCAUUGCUGGGUAUUAACUAAAAAACUGUUUGUCCAUGUUCCAUCUUCAUCCCACCGCCGCCCAAAUUCCCAAGCUCGCAAAAAACCCUCUGCAAAAGACAGGUAAUAUGCGAAGCCAGAAAAAGGCGGACAAGUAUGACGUGAAAAGAAGUUAAAAAAAAAAAAAUUAUGAAAAAGAAGUUUAGAAGAAAAAGGGAGGAAAAAAAGAACCAAGGAG